AAAAUUACAAAUAACAGUCGUGUUGUUGGACUUAGUACACUCAGAGAAGACACGACGCAUGAACGGGACAACAUGCCAAAUCCAUGCAGCAGGACCCCCUGGUCGGGAUUCGAACCCAGCACUUUCUUGCUUCGGCCCCGACUGCAGAUUGAAAGCAGCUAACUAGAGAAAGUCUUAUUUCCUAUAGCAUUGAAAGCAUCAAUUUUUAGCUCCGCCCUACCAGGAAGCCACGGAGAACCCUGAAACUUUGAAGCUGUGGUGAAGACGCCGGAAACAGGACCUACUGCAUGUGUCUCCCAGAAUGGAGGUGGGGGAAUUACUGGAUUGUUGCCUCAGAGCAGCAGAAGCUCCUCAAAGUACUCAGGUCUCUGAACUUGUGAGGCUGCAGUACUGUUGUUGCAGAGAAUCGCUGUGUGCAGAACUGGCCUCUUUGUUGCAGGAGGCUAUGGAAAUGAAGUGGCCCUUUGUCACAGAGAAGUGGCAAUAUAAGCAGUCCAUCAGUCCCACAGACAAGACCAACCUCAGUGACCUCAUCAGCAAACACAUGCACCAACUCUUGGAUCUUCUGAAAACAUCCAUCAUGGCUCAGGAAGCACAGACAUCCCUGGCAGUGGUCUUCUUAAUGGACCGCUUCCUCUACUGGACUGAUGAAUCCAGCCGGCUUCUAAAGAUCACCAAGCUGCUCCACAAGCAGCACCCUGACACCCCCAUAGCCCCUCAGUUGGUCAUACGGCAGGCCAGGGUCUUCCUCAACGCUGGGAAACUUCAAAAGGCAGAAUCCAUCCUGAGCAGUUUGAUUUAUAAAAAUGGAACAACAGGUUGUUGGGUCUACCACUGUGACAGCGACAAAGUGCUGGUGCAAGCUGUUAGUGUUCAAGUGCGUGGAAUGGUUUUGCAAAAGCUUGGUCUGUGGCUGCAGGCUGCAGAGCUAAUCUGGACUUCCCUUGUUGGAUUUUACUCACUCCCUCAGCCUGAUAAAAAGGGCAUUGGAACAUCUCUUGGGUUACUAGCUAACAUAUUGGUGUCCAUGAACGAUGAAGACUUCCAUGCUUUUAAGACUAAUCCAGAUAUUGAUAUACCAUCUUUACUUGGGAAUGCCAAGAGUCAUCGACUUCUUUCGGCCGCCCAAGCAGCUAAGAUGUCUGUGGUGUACAGUCAGUACACUUCACUUUAUGUGCUGACUAACGUGACGGCUCGAGGAACCUGCUUGCUGUCGUACAGUUUCUCAUUAGAAUGCCCUGCCUCUAAAAGGACAUCCUUCCUCCAGAAGGCUCGAGAGGCCUUUGUGAUCGGCCUUCUCACCAAAGCAGAGGGCGAGCCGGUCACUAGCCAGCAGGAACUUCACACCUUCCUCAAGGCGGCCUAUUCUAUCACCGUCACUGAUAAGUGGCUUGACGCUCCUAAGGAGGCUGUGGUGAAGGCUGCUCAAGCUUGUCAGCAAGCUUUAGGGAUUUUUUACAAGUACUGUCAUGCCAGCAUUCAAGACAAAUAUGGCCUGUGUGUUGAAAUCAUGCGUCAAGUCACCCGAGUCAAGCUUCUGCUGGGUGUGGAGCCAUUCCCUAAUUCAGAUAAGGGAUCUUUUAUCCCUGACAGCUACAGAAAUGUCAAAGAUUCCUCUGUAAAUUUCACCCUGGAGGGUUUCUCAAAGAUAUUGGGGAAAUUUCAGAAGUAUCAUGCGUCGCUGUGUGAGACCUCCAAAAGUUGCAAAGGGACCCAAGACAACGUAGCAGAAAAGCUGUGUUUAACAGCAUUGGAUACAACUGUGGGUCCAGUCAACACAGAAUGUGGUACAGAAGCUGCUGAGCAAAAACUGAGAAGCUCAGAUCCAUCCAAUGUGUUUCUGUCUCCAAAUGCUGGCUUGUCUCACACCCUGGAAAGCUCAGACCCCCUGGGAUCUUCUUGGCAAAAGCUCUCCAUGAUUACUUUAGGCUUUCCUCAGCCCAGCAGCAGUGCGCCUAGAAGUGGCAGUGGACACGGAGCAAGCAUAAGCGAUCAGAGCAGUAUUCCCACUGAGAGUGAUGAUGGCAGUUUCUCACACUCUGCUGAUGAAAACGAAAAGCAGAAGCCACAGAGCCGUAACUCUGGUAUCAGUUCCCAUCCACUUCCCAAGUCUACAACUCCUAAAUCCCUGAGUCAUUCACCACAGUUUGAAGUAAUUCAAGGCGGAAUAGAGACAGAAGACACGGACUGGAUGACUGAUGUUAAUGAUGUGGAAACCAAAGAGUCUCUGCAUUCCCUGUCCCAGCUAGCUCUCAAAACCUCUUCCAGCUCCCUUGGCGAGAGUUUCGGUUCCCAGUCAUCUUGGGAGAAAAUCUCAACUGGCCAAAAUUUUCCUAUGUGUGAAAAAGCAAAGCCAAGCCAUCUGUCAAAAUCAAGAACUAAGUCUGCAAGUUCUGAUGGGAGCUUCUUUAUCAUGGAAACCCUUGACUCUGAAAGCAGCUGUUUAACUGAUGGCAUCACAGAUCAGGGCAACUCAGAGAGGUCUUCGCCUGAGCUGCAACUUCUGGAGAGCCACGAUGUUCGCUCAAAUAUAAAAAGGGCAGCCGAUUUAAAUCCAGUAAAACCUGGAAGCCACACUGCCUCAGUGGCCCAACACAAGCCUUCACAGAGUGUUUCAGACCACAGCGCACCCACUGAGUGCUCAGAGGAAAGCUCAUACGAGCUGCUGGGGAUAGAUGAAAAUGGGCGCCAAGGCAAUGAAGGGACUUCUGCAGAAAAAGCCCCUCAGAACAUGAAUGCUUUGUGCUACAGCUGUCUGUACCACAGCACAGCAGCUGCUCCUGUUAGACAGUACAUGUUGUCCCAGCAGGAUUACCAGGCUCUGCUGGCUGGAAUCUGCCAUGACUGUCUGCUGAGGAGGCUCCACAGCAAAACAACACUAUUCAGACUCCAGAGUGUUCAAACUGCCUACAGUGCUCUUCAUCUAAAGUUCUCCAAGGCCACAGGAUUGUGGACAGCAAGAGAGACCUGUGUUUACAUCGGGGAUCUGAUGGAGAUGGAGGGCAAACAGAGAAGAGCUAUAUGGGUCCAGUUUUUGCACCAGGAGGAGAGGUUAAGCAGUUAUGUUGGAAAGGAUUACUUGAAGCCAAGAGAAAUCCACUAUCACCUAAACGACGUAGAGCGACAGAUGACAGCCCAGUACUAUGUGACUGAAUUCAACAAGAGUCUCUAUGAUAAAGAGGUUUUGGCUCAGAUCUUCUUCAUUCCCUCAGACGCAUUGUUGAUUCUAAACGGCGAUGAGAUUGUGGGCUGCAUAACAGUGGAACCAUACAUGCUCGGAGAAUUCGUCAAACUCACAAACAACACCGGCAAGAAAAGAACUGAUGCCGAAGCUACAAAAUAUGGCCUCGCCUUCGGACACUUCACCUACCUGUUCUCAGGUGGCCAGGAAGUUGUUGUAGACCUCCAAGGAUGGACGACUUCCAACGGUAAAGGUCUGACAUACCUCACCGACCCACAGAUUCACUCCACCAGAACCCCUCGAGGGCCCUCGAACUUUGCUGAAAGGGGGCUUGCUUUUUUCCUGAACGAGCAACAUGGACCAACUUGCAACGAGAUCUGCAACCUGCUCAACCUUCCUCCUCUCACCGAGCAGCCACAUGUUUAGAGAUCUGGAGAGUGUAUGUUCUGGUUGAUGCUUCUUCUGGGCAUCUGAACAACACUUCGUCAGAGGUUUAUAGAAAACACUCCUGAUGUUACUCUGCAGCAUAUGUUUUGAUUGAUGCCACAUUUGCAGUGACCUGUUAAGUUAAUAAAACCUAUGUCUGCAUUUAACUUUAAAAAA
Messenger RNA from Girardinichthys multiradiatus, 3784 nucleotides. RefSeq names its product alpha-kinase 1 (gene alpk1). The coding region runs from base 302 to 3607 and encodes 1101 amino acids. The transcript is spliced from 14 exons. The record is from RefSeq and is a predicted model, not a curated record. NCBI's taxonomy places the organism in Eukaryota, Metazoa, Chordata, Actinopteri, Cyprinodontiformes, Goodeidae. Gene Ontology annotation, molecular function: ATP binding; protein serine/threonine kinase activity. Gene Ontology annotation, biological process: protein phosphorylation.